Messenger RNA from Eublepharis macularius, 996 nucleotides. Its product is annotated as transmembrane protease serine 11C-like. NCBI's taxonomy places the organism in Eukaryota, Metazoa, Chordata, Lepidosauria, Squamata, Eublepharidae. The record is from RefSeq and is a predicted model, not a curated record. Bases 1 to 996 code for a protein of 331 amino acids. The transcript is spliced from 6 exons. Gene Ontology annotation, molecular function: serine-type endopeptidase activity. Gene Ontology annotation, biological process: proteolysis.
AUGGGACAGCCACUGAACAAGGCCAGGCAUGGGCGGUGGCAGAGCAAGCCCUGGACACCACAAGGGCUCUGUGAGGAGGAACAAAGCCCAGACACAGGGGGAGUGAUUGCGCAAGUUGUGCUGAUGUUUCUCUCCUCUUCUGCUGACAAUGAUGUGGCGCUCCGGCCGACGAUCAGCAGGGUUUUGCGGCAGAGGCUGAAGAGGUACCCUGGGGCUGCACGGAUAGACCUCUCCUCUUCCUCCCUCAAAGUCUGUGGGCUACGAUACAACAAAUCCGCAACAUCAAUGUCAAGAGUAGUUGGAGGAGUUAAUACUUUUGGUUUGGGGGAGUGGCCGUGGCAGGCGAGUCUGCAGCGGAACAACGCCCACCGUUGUGGCGCAACCUUGAUCAGCAGCACGUGGCUUGUCUCUGCAGCACAUUGCUUCAAAGACGCAGGAAAUCCACAAAAAUGGACAGUCAGCUUUGGACCCUACUUAAAACCUCCUCUUUCGGUACGGAUUGUGAAGAGCAUAACGGUUCAUGAAAAGUACAGUUACCCAUCUCAUGAAUAUGACAUUGCUGUUGUGAAGCUGGCUAAGCGUGUGGACUUUACGAGGUCUGUUCACCGGGUUUGCCUUCCAGAUGCAACCGAGGUUUUCCCAUAUAAUAUAGAUGCCGUUGUGACAGGAUGGGGAGCGCUUAGUAAUGAUGGUGAAACCCCUAAUGUUCUUCAGCAAGCAACCGUGGAACUUAUAGACUCAGACACGUGCAAUAGAAAAGAAGUGUACAAUGGUGUUAUAACGCCUGGAAUGUUGUGUGCUGGGUACCUGGAAGGAGGAGUAGAUUCCUGUCAGGGCGACUCUGGCGGCCCAUUGGUUACUCCUGAUUCAAGAGGCAUGUGGUACCUUGUUGGCAUAGUCAGCUGGGGGGACGAAUGUGCCAAACCCAACAAACCAGGAGUCUACACACGGGUGACCUACUAUCGAGACUGGAUUGCUGCCCAUACGGGGCUCUGA